GUGUACCACCUCAAGCAGCCGGUCGCACCAUGCCGAAGCAAAUCCACGACAUCAGGGACUUCCUGCAGAAGGCUCGCCGCCGCGAUGCCAAGUCUGUGAAGAUCAAGAACAACAAGGCGACUCACUCAACCAAGUUCAAGAUCCGCUGCUCCAGGUACCUGUACACCCUGUGCGUCACCGACAAGGAGAAGGCCGACAAGCUCACGCAAUCGCUUCCCCCCGGUCUGCACAAGAAGCUGCUCAAAUGAUAUAUCUCAUCCGUCUCGCUUAGACUGGAUUCGUCUCAAGGCUUCCUUGCUUCCUGAUGACGGGGUUCACUUUGCUGCCGGGACCGGACCUCUCGAAUCGAUCGGUUUCGUCUCUCUGCUGUGUUGGCUCUAGGAUGGGAGGGAAGGGGGGGAUGUUCAUCUCCAAUCGACCCCUUGUUGUCACUUGCGUGAUUAUGCACGGGCUCGCGCCCUUUCUUUCUCGCGUGCGGAUGUGGCGGGAUAGCGUUGGCACUGCUUGUGUUGGAAGUGGCUGGGAUGUUGAAGGUUGCUCGGUUGGUGAUGCUGAGCAUUUGAAAUUUGGGAUUUUAAGGGAGGUGCUGAGCUGACUGCUGCUCUCGAAAAAAUAUGAUUUUUUUCAAACACAGCGGGUUUGUUUCCAGUCAUUUAUGGCGGGUUCAUCGUAUUGCUGCUGCACCAAAGGUGCGCAUGCCUCAGCUGCAUGCUAGCAGCAUCACCGCGCCUGUGUGCGCCGAGCGAACUGACUGGCAGUGCGAGCGGUGGUCGUGCUCUCGACGACGCGCAUGUGUGUGUUUCAAAGUUUUAUUCGUCUGCCAUCACCACACGCCAUCAUGCUUUUCGCCACGUACCUGUGUGGUGAUAUUUUCCCUCAUCCCCACAGCAAAGGACGGCGAUCCGG
This is a messenger RNA of Ectocarpus sp. CCAP 1310/34, 906 nucleotides long. The record is from the annotation of a GenBank genome assembly. Lineage: Eukaryota; Phaeophyceae; Ectocarpales; Ectocarpaceae.